AUGAAAGUUGGACGCGAGUUUUUGAUAUGGGUGUUUGUAUUGAAUUUAAUCAAACUUUCAUCAUCGAAAUUCUUCAAUUUAACAAUGACGAUGCCAACUUUAAAUAAAUCGAUCAACAAUCAGUCUGUUUAUAUCGCCUUGAAACUGCCAACUGAUGAGGAACUAUAUAUAGUUGAUUUUCAUCCAAUAAUUAAUAUUCAACGGGCGAAAUUCAUAAGCACGUACCUCUGUUCGAAACCUUAUCAUACCGAGGCAAAUUUCUGGCUGGACACACGAGCCUGUGAAUCUGUAGAUCAAUCAGUGUUAAUCUACGAAUGGUAUGAGAGUGUUCCUGUCGUACAAUGGCCGAAAGACGCUGGUCUUCGCGUUGGAACCAAUACUCCAUAUCGAUAUGUUGUUGUCAAUGUUCACUAUCGAUCGAGUGACUCGAACGAUAUCUACGCUGAGCGAAUCACUUUGACACGUCAAAAACCAAAGUACGAGAUAGGAAUGUAUGAUAUUAUGACAAAAGCAUUGAAUAUUCAAAAGGAUCGUGUUGAUUUUUCUUGUCAAUAUGAUUCAUCUGAGAUGAAAAUAUUUUCCACAUUAUUUUCCUCGAAUUUUCAAGGUAGUGCUGUUUCAUUGUAUCGCGUACGAAAUAAUCAAGUACAAUCGAUUAUAAAAGGAAAUCUUGCUUGGCCGCAAACAUUCUAUCAGUUAUCAAAUGUGGCAGAUAUCAAAGCGGAAGAUUACUUGAUUGGUUUGUGUGCAUUUGAAAAGCCAAUACAAGAUCAAAUGUUGAAAUCUCGUUAUUUCGUCUGCCAACUUACACUGAUGUUUUAUAUCGAGCAAGGAGAGAAAAUAACGGCAGAAGGAUGUGAACAUAACGAUUUUUCAAGCAUUAUUCAACGUUUUCUCCCAGUAAAUGCUCAUGAUACCCCACAAACACUAUUCGACAUCAAUCCAAUGUAUCCUAAACUACCACCUAACGAAUGGAUGCAAAGCCAGCUGAACAAAACACUCUUAUCAUCACAGUCCUCUGACAAUGAUACGCAAACUAUCUACCUGAUCUAUGCGAAUCAGCAUCGUUACGACCAAUUGAUCAUUCUCAUACACAAUCAUCCGUUAAUAUCUAUAUUUAUCAUUUGGUUAAUCUUGUUGGUGAUUGGAUUGGUAGUAUUAAUGUAUGUUAUCCAUCGAGCACGUCGGAUUAUCGUAUAUUCAUCGUCGCACAUUGCUCGUCCAACAUCGGUUACUGUUGGUGGUGAUACAAGUUCUCUGAGUGGAUGGUUAACUAAACGGCGAUUUCAACAGUAUGGAGAUGAUGAUAGUACUGCCAACGUACCAUUGACGAGUAAACAUCGAUGGGCAUCCGAUACUGAAGGAAGUGAUUUAUCCGAUACAGAAGUUUUUAAUGCUAAGAGGGUUGCCCAAAAAAGUUAA
Adineta ricciae is the source of this 1422-nucleotide messenger RNA. The record is from the annotation of a GenBank genome assembly. Lineage: Eukaryota; Metazoa; Rotifera; Eurotatoria; Adinetida; Adinetidae.